AUGGAGGAAACAGACGAGCCCCAAACAACAACAUUGCCCGAAUCUACGGAUGAAAGGCCGAAAAGGAAGGCGAGCUGGAGGAGAAAGUCUGCUGUGGCGGACGCAGAGCCCGAGUCUCCGGGGAGCAACGACAGGAGACGGCCUCCUUUGAGAAGAGGAAGUUCUUUCACAUUUCGAACACCUGGUCCCCAGUGGGACUUCAGUUUGAAACGUAAACGCAGAGAGAAAGACGAUGAUGCUGUCAGUCUUUGCAGCUUUGACUUUAAGGAACCCAGUACUAAGCGCGUGCGGCCACUGGGCCGAGUCACCUCGCUGGCGAACCUCAUCUCCCCCGUGAAGAAUGGGGCCGUCCGCCGCUUCGGCCAGACCCUCCAGGCCUCGUUUCGGGGCGACGGGCGGUCCCCAAGCGUGCCCCAGCACAAGGCCUGCAGCAAGGCAGCGGCACCCACACCCCCCAAGCGCCGUAACAGCACGCUGUGGUCCGAGACCCUAGACGUACACCAGAAAGGAACCUUCUCCACCAAGGAGAUCAAGCGACAGGAGGCAAUCUUUGAGCUCUCUCGGGGAGAGCAGGACCUGAUUGAGGACCUCCAGCUCGCUCGCAAGGCAUACCAUGACCCAAUGCUGAAACUGUCAAUCAUGUCCGAGGAGGAGCUAACGGCCAUUUUUGGUGAUCUGGACGCUUACAUCCCACUUCAUGAAGAUCUGUUGGCUCAGUUGGCGAAGGCUACAGGCCCUGACGGCACAGUGGGAGAGAUCGGCCAAAUCGUAGUCAACUGGCUGCCGAGACUGAACGCAUAUCGGGCGUACUGCAGCAACCAGCUGGCAGCCAAGGCCCUUCUAGACCAGAAGAAGCAGGACCCACGGGUGCAGGACUUCCUGCAGCGCUGCUUGGAGUCGCCCUUCAGCAGGAAACUGGACCUGUGGAGCUUCCUGGACAUCCCCCGCUCGCGCCUGGUUAAAUACCCACUCCUGCUGAGAGAGAUUCUCAGACACACGCCGCCCGAACACCCGGACACCACCAGCCUUGAGCAAGCUGUCAGCAUCAUUCAGGGCGUGCUAGCAGAUAUUAAUAUGAAGAAGGGCGAGUCUGAGUGCCAGUACUACAUUGAUAAGCUGGAGUAUCUGGAUGACAGACAGAAAGACCCACGCAUAGAGCAGUGCAAGAGCCUGCUAUGUCAUGGGGAACUGCGCAACAAGAGUGGAACGAAACUGCAUGUGUUCCUUUUUACCGAAGUUCUGGUCGUAACUCGGCCUGUGACGCGGAACGACCGCCACUGUUUCCAAGUAUAUCGCCAGCCCAUCCCCGUGCAGGACCUAGUGGUGGAGGACCUGCAGGACGGAGACGUGCGCAUGGGCGGCUCCUUCAGAGGGGCCUUCAGCAAUGCUGACAAAGCCAAGAACAUCUUCCGUGUUCGCUUUCAAGACCCAGCGCAGGGCCAGUCUCACACGCUUCAGGUCAAUGACAUUUUCCACAAGCAGCAGUGGCUCAACUGCCUGCGCAGCGCCAUGUCUGUCAUCCAGAGCGAAGCCCCGGCUACCAACACUGAUGUCCGCUCCAAACGCCGCUCCUCCACAGCAUCUGCCGUUGUCCAUAUGGAAGAGACUGAUGAGAACCAGCCCCAAAGUGCAGCCACAGCGCCCAGCUCACCUGAGAGUGACGAACCCCCCAGUCCUACUCCCUCUGCCACCUCCACCCUCUCUACCUCUUCAACAUCCUCCUCAACCUCCACAUCCCCACCCCGCAAAUCCAAAAAGGACAAGCGUGUGCUCUGUUCGCUGGGUAAAAGGAAGGAGACAAUGGUUUAGUACUAACCAGAGGACUCUUCCAGGACUUAAGCUCAUCCCUGGACAAGCCCAGGGUACAGCGGACUUGUAUUUAUGUGUGUGUUGGAACCAAGUGGUUCUGCAGCAGUGUUUUUGUGUUACUGUCCUUAAUGGCAGCUAUACCCCCUCCACUCCAACCCGUCCCACAAGGGAACGAAUCCGUACCAGUGACAUGCAGGACUCUCAAGACGGACUGCGUGUUGUGAUCUCAAGGGAUCGAUCACAAGAAAAGAUUCACAUGCACAUAUUCUGUAAGAGACUGUGAGCGAGUGAGCGUGAGAUCACACAUCUCCUGUUUACUGUUAGUUAGGUAUUAUUUUUGAUUUUGUUUGUAAUUAAAGUUCUACCUUUUUUAUAUAUAUUUUCAAUCAGAAAUUUACUGUAGCUCUUUCAUUUUCAUUGAACCAGCACUGUUUAGCUUUCAGCUGAAAAAAAUUGAGGAUAUUCAAGAAAAGCAAUAAAGUAUGAACACAGCAAAGAAAUGAAGAAAUUGGAACUCGGAAACGUCCGAUAUUGCCAAAAGUCUGAUUCAGAGCUCUGUUGGAAGAGUCUUAUUUCAGUACAUUCCUAUCAACCUUUGUUUCAUCACCCAGACUCUUCAGCUGUAUAUGAUUUAUGACAGUUGGCAUUAAUUUAAAUCCAAUAGUUUUAUUUUUUUUUUCUUUUCAAAAACCAAAAGAAAUGGCAGUGAAAUAGUCAUGUAAUUUACACUGUUGACAGAUCAAAAUAUGUGGUAUUUUAUUUUACUCAUGUAAAAUUAAAACUGAGCCAUGUUGGCUUUUUUAUUACGAAAGCUGACUCCCCCCAACAUGAAAUGGUUUAUUUUUCAAUGUAGCAUCUUGCAUGGAGCUUUACUUGUGGAGUCCUGCCUGUGUGUGCAGAAUGGACCAUGGCAUGUAUAUGCUUGUCUAAGCACAGGAGUUCACUUAAACAACAGUCACCGAUUGCUGGCAAGGAACCUGUAAGUUGUAUGAGGGCUUGAGAAAUGUUGACGCAAGAAUUGAUGGAAACUUUGUAUUGUAUUAGAUGAGAAGAGACUGACUUUGAUUCAAGGCACUACACACAACCACAGCUGUUGGUCUGAUUGUGUUUUUGUUGUAGUCUCUUGAGCAAAGUAUGAAAGUUUGAUGCGCUGGUGAAAAGCCUGCGAGUGUUGUUUUCAAAGAAAGAUAAAAAGCAUGUUACUAGAAAGGUGGAAUUGUUGAAGGUUGAAGAACGUCACAAGAGCAUGAAAUCAGUUUGUAUAAAAGACAAAGGAAUAUGUUGAACUUUGAAAGACUGCAGUGGGCUUGUAAAUGUGUUUUGAUGUAAAAAGAAAAAAGCAAUAAUUAAUGGAACAAUAAAGGUCUGUGUAAGAUUUGCAUCUGAAAAUG
Molecule: messenger RNA, 3200 nt
Organism: Colossoma macropomum (tambaqui)
Lineage: Eukaryota; Metazoa; Chordata; Actinopteri; Characiformes; Serrasalmidae
Gene: net1
Product: neuroepithelial cell transforming 1
Exons: 11
Coding region: 1-1809 (602 amino acids)
Biological process (GO): positive regulation of Rho protein signal transduction; intracellular signal transduction
Molecular function (GO): guanyl-nucleotide exchange factor activity
Source: RefSeq, a predicted model, not a curated record